Molecule: messenger RNA, 2723 nt
Organism: Brachypodium distachyon (stiff brome)
Lineage: Eukaryota; Viridiplantae; Streptophyta; Magnoliopsida; Poales; Poaceae
Product: ADP-ribosylation factor GTPase-activating protein AGD2
Exons: 20
Coding region: 115-2394 (759 amino acids)
Cellular component (GO): cytoplasm
Molecular function (GO): GTPase activator activity; protein binding
Source: RefSeq, a predicted model, not a curated record
CAGCGCACAGCGACAGACCGCAACUGCCCGACCGCACUCCUCUUCCACCUCCCGCCCACGCCCAGAUCUCCGCGAGCUUCGAGAGAGCAGCCUCUCCGCCACUCGAGGAGAGACAUGGCGGCCUUCACCAAGCUCGAGGACUCCCCCAUGUUCCGCAAGCAGGUCAAUUCUUUGGAACAACUUACGGAUGAACUGAAACAGCGUUGCUCAAAUCUUCAUAAAGGAUGUAAAAGAUUCAUGGGAUCACUUGAUGAAGGGUAUGCAGGAGAUCUGUUAUUUGCUGACGCCCUAGAAGCAUUUGGUGCUGGUCGAGAUGACCCUGUUAGUGUUGCCAUUGGAGGGCCUGUUAUGUCCAAGUUCACUACUGCUUUUAGGGAGCUUGGAACAUACAAGGAACUUCUUCGUUCUCAGGUCGAGCAUAUGCUUAGUGAACGUUUAAUGCAAUUCGUCAAUGCGGAUCUGCAUGAUGCAAAGGAUUGUCGACAACGUUUGGAUAGGGCUACUAUUGGUUAUGACCAGGCCCGUGAAAAAUUUGUGUCAGUGCGGAAAGGGACUAGAGCAGAAGUAGUGACGGGACUUGAAGAGGAUCUACAAAAUAGCAAGUCAGCUUUCGAAAGAUCCCGCUUUAACUUAGUUCAUGCCCUUGCAAACAUUGAAGCAAAGAAGAAGUAUGAGUUCUUGGAAUCAAUAAGUGCGGUGAUGGAUGCCCAUUUAAGAUAUUUUAAGCAGGGAUAUGAGCUACUCAGUCAAAUGGAACCAUUUAUUCACCAGGUUCUAACAUAUGCGCAACAAUCAAAAGAAAUGGCUAUGAACGAGCAAGAUAAACUAGCAAAGAGAAUUCAAGAGUUUAGAACUCAAGAAGAAAUAGCAAACUUGAGAAUGGCUAGUAAUGUAAACACAUCCACUAGUGGUGAUGGUAUCCAUGUUGUUGGUCUUCAGUCCAAUAAACAGAUUGAAGCCUUGAUGCAGUCAACUGCCAAUGGCCAGGUUCAAAUAAUUAAACAAGGCUAUCUCUUUAAGCGAUCUGAAAAUUUGAGAGGAGAAUGGAAGAGGAGGUAUUUUGUCCUUGACAGUCACGGAACUCUGUACUACUACGGGAAUAAGGGAAACAAACAAUCGCAAGGGGAACAAACAACUGGGGAAGGGACCGGUGUUUUUAGUCGCUUCAGGUUCUUAAAUCCAAAAGCUUCAACUCCGAGUGAUGAUUCUCUUUCAUGCCAUACAAUUAAUCUCAAAACUUCAACAAUUAAGAUGGAUGCAGAAGAAAUUGAUUUAAGGUUUUGCUUCAGAGUAAUCACUCCCAUGAAGGCAUACACUUUACAGGCAGAGACAGAGGCUGACCAAAAGGACUGGAUCGAGAAAAUAACGGGAGUUAUUGCAUCACUGCUGAAUUCGCCAUUCUCGCAGCAGAUGCCACACGGAAAUCCAGGGGCAGACCGUCAUGGUGCUGCAAGUUCCAUUGAUUCUGCAUUUGUUGAAGAGAGCAAAAUUUCAGAGGCACACAAUGAUGCACUCAACCAUCUUAGGAAUAUCCCUGGAAAUGAUAGUUGUGCAGAAUGUCGUUCUCCAGAUCCUGAUUGGGCAUCUCUGAACUUGGGUAUUCUUAUUUGUAUUGAGUGCUCUGGGGCUCACAGGAAUCUUGGCGUCCAUAUUUCAAAGGUUCGAUCCUUGAGAUUGGAUGUGAAAGUAUGGGAACCAGUAAUUAUUGAUUUAUUUUGUGCACUCGGAAAUGAUUACAAUAAUUCCAUUUGGGAAGCUCUGCUUCCAAAAGAAGAUCAAGGAAUGGAUGAGUCAAAUAGUGCUAUUUUGUUCAUUGAAAAGCCUAAACCUACUGAUGCUUUCUCAAUUAAGGAAAGGUACAUACAAUCAAAGUACAUGGACAAAAUUCUUGUUGCCAAAGAUACCAAUGAAACUACUAUGGCUAUAUUGGAAGCUAUAAGGACAAAUGAUGUGAGAGCAGUGUAUCGCAUUCUUGUGUUGGCUGACAUGAGCCCUAACAUGACACAUGAUGACUUGAACAACGAUGUUUACCAUGUUCUGCCAGUUACAGACAAGAAGUUACUCGAUCCAGCCUCUUGUGGAAGAAUAGAGGAUGGAAAACCGGAAGGUUGUCUGCAAGGCUGUUCCUUAUUACACUUAGCAUGCCAAUAUGGCCAUUCUUUACUGGUGGAGCUUCUGCUACUUUUUGGCGCGGAUAUCAAUAAGCAGGACUUCCAUGGACGGACACCAUUGCAUCAUUGUGUCCAGAAGAGUAAUGAUGCCCUCACCAAGCAUCUGCUGAAGAGGGGUGCAAGAACAACAAUUAAAGAUGGCGGGGGGCUGACUGCUUUAGAGAGAAGAAUGGAAUUAGGAGCAAUAACAGAUGAAGACUUGUUCAUAUUAUUUGUGAGGUGAUGUCGCUGAAGAAAGUACGGUGUACCGUUGUAGCCUUAGCAAUCAAAGCUCGUGUGUAUCUGAAAGCGUUGUACCACCUGUUUUAGCUUCUGAAAAUGAAUACACCUGUAUAUCAGCAGAUGAGCCAGAUUUACCGACGAUUACUGUAUCUGACCUUCCAGCGUUCCACGUCGCUCCUUUGUACAACAACUAUAGGCUAGGUAUAGCAUACAUCGUUACAUUUAUUUAUGGAAAUAUGAUUACCGAGUUUAUAAGAUUUCAUUACAUUUAUUUAUUAAAAAUGUAUGAUUGCCGUGUUUAUCUGAUUUCAUUACAGAUUACAGUUGUUA